This is a messenger RNA of Pseudomassariella vexata, 2739 nucleotides long. Its product is annotated as peptidase family M41-domain-containing protein. The transcript is spliced from 2 exons. Gene Ontology annotation, biological process: mitochondrial protein processing; protein-containing complex assembly. Gene Ontology annotation, molecular function: ATP binding; ATP hydrolysis activity; ATP-dependent peptidase activity. Gene Ontology annotation, cellular component: m-AAA complex; membrane. NCBI's taxonomy places the organism in Eukaryota, Fungi, Ascomycota, Sordariomycetes, Amphisphaeriales, Pseudomassariaceae. The record is from RefSeq and is a predicted model, not a curated record. The coding region runs from base 1 to 2739 and encodes 912 amino acids.
AUGUCAAGCUUCUUAUUGCGGCGGUCGACGACGAGCCUUGCACGCACCUCCGCUUUGUCCAUACGCGCUUCAACCCGCUCUAGCUUACGCAUAUCACGCCAGUCGUCUAUCCCGCCCUCCGUCUGGGCUGCGCAACGCCAACGAGGUCGAUAUUACUCUGACAAGAAGGAGCUCGGUAACGAAAAUGGCGCCGACAAGAAAUCGCCUCCGGAGAUAAAGAGUUCUUCCUCGCCGGGACCGACCGAUGGCGAAGCACCCAAGCCCCCCGAAUCUGGGAAGGAGGACAAGCCGCCUCUGCCCGAAGGAUGGGUUUACUUAAGCGAAAGCGAAUUCAACAUUCUGAAGACCAUGAUCGAGGAGGGGCCAAGCCUUCCCAACAUUCUUGGAGGCAAGGAAACAGAUCUUCGCGCCAUAGAAAGAAUGAGGAAGAAUGGAGUGCCCAAGGAACUGCAAGAAAUCAUCGCGAAGAAGCAGACCGGUUCUUUUACCUUAUCCGAUGCCGGCAAAGCCUUGAAGGCUAUCAACAAGCUGGCCAGCAGAGACGCUAAUGAAGAUGCCUCCAAUUUCAAUAGCAAGUGGUUCAACGGGAACUCUCCUCAGGAAGGUCAAGAUCACGACGGCAAGAAAGGACCUAAUGAGCAGAAAGCAUCCGAGGACACGAGCAAGGAGGAUGCUCAGACCAAAAAGUCAGAGUCCCAAAAAACACCCCCGCCACCACCUCCACCAGGCGGGGGCAAGGAAAGCGACUGGAUAACAACCGUCGUUGGAUCGGCCAUAGCUUACUGGAUUUACACGUCGAUAUUUGACGAAGGCUCGCGAGAGAUUACUUGGCAGGAAUUGCGCACCAACUUCCUAGACAAGGGCUUAGUCGACAAGUUGGUUGUCAUCGGCCGCCGCGUGAGAGUAGACUUGAACCGCGAAGCCACCCAGUCCAUGUACCCUGACAACGUUGCCGCCAAAGCCGGGUUCCACUACUAUUUUUCUAUUGGCUCCGUUGAGGCCUUUGAAAAGCGCCUAGACGAAGCCCAGCAGGAACUGGGCAUCCCACCGUCAGAGAGAAUACCCGUCAGCUAUCAAGGCGAGAGUUCUUUCAUGAGCUUGCUCAUCGGUUUCGGACCCACCCUGCUCCUCGUCGGUCUGCUAUUCUGGAUGUCGAAACGUGGACCUGGGGGUGGUGGCGGCAGUGGCAUGUUUGGCUUUGGCAAGAGCAAGGCGAAGCGCUUCAGCCACGAGUCGGCCGUCAAAACCAAGUUUUCUGAUGUGGCAGGCAUGGAUGAGGCCAAGGUCGAGAUCAUGGAGUUUGUGAGCUUCCUGCAGAAGCCCGAACGGUUUCAGAGACUGGGCGCAAAGAUUCCACGCGGUGCUAUUCUUUCCGGACCCCCGGGAACGGGCAAGACACUUCUGGCUAAGGCAACUGCCGGUGAAUCCGGGGUUCCUUUCUUCAGCGUAAGCGGUUCCGAGUUCGUGGAGAUGUUCGUUGGUGUAGGUGCUUCCCGAGUUCGAGACCUCUUCGCCACGGCGCGAAAGAGCGCUCCCUGUAUUAUUUUCAUCGAUGAAAUCGAUGCUAUCGGCAAAAAGCGUGACGGCGCCGGCAGAUUUAGCGGCAACGACGAACGCGAAGCGACGCUCAACCAGAUCCUUACGGAGAUGGACGGCUUCAACACCAGCGAGCAAGUCAUUGUCCUUGCGGGCACCAAUAGACCAGAUACAUUAGACCAGGCCUUGAUGCGUCCAGGCCGUUUCGAUAGGCACAUCAAUAUCGAUCGGCCUACCAUGUCGGGCAGACAGGAUAUCUUCAAGGUAUACUUGAAGCGCGUUGUGACGAACGAGGAUAUGGAGUACUUGAGUGGCAGAUUGGCAGCUUUGACACCUGGCUUCGCAGGCGCUGACAUUGCCAAUUGCGUCAAUGAAGCUGCAUUAGUCGCCGCCCGCGCAAAUGCUGCUACCAUUGAGUUGAUCCACUUCGAGCAAGCCAUCGAGCGUGUCAUUGGUGGCCUGGAGCGCAAGUCGCUUGUGCUUAGCCCGGAGGAGAAGAAGACGGUAGCCUACCACGAAGCCGGCCAUGCCAUCUGCGGCUGGUUUUUCCAAUGGGCCGAUCCUCUUCUGAAGGUUUCCAUCAUUCCCCGUGGGCAGGGCGCUCUUGGAUAUGCGCAGUAUGCACCGGGUGAUGUCUAUCUUAUGACAUACAGACAACUCCUGGAUCGUAUGGCCAUGACUCUGGGUGGUCGCAUUUCCGAAGAACUUCACUUUCCCACCGUCACCACCGGCGCUAGUGACGAUUUCAAGAAGGUAACUCGAAUGGCGACAGCCAUGGUAACGGAAUGGGGCAUGUCAGAAAAGAUGGGCCCUCUGCACUUCCAAAAAGACGACAACCAGAUCGUCAAGCCGUUUGCCGAGGCGACCGGGCAGAUGAUUGACGCAGAAGUGCGACGGAUUAUCGACCAAGCGUACAAGCAGUGCAAAGACCUCCUCAUAGAGAAGAAGAAGGAAGUGGGCCUCGUAGCGGAAGAACUAUUGACCAAAGAGGUCUUGACUCGAGACGACUUGGUCCGCAUACUCGGCCCUAGACCGUUCGACGACAAGGAGUCGUUCUCCAAGUACUUUAGCGGUGAAAACGCCGCGCCCGGUGAGUCGAGCGACCCUCCUCCGCCGGCGUCGCCAUCCGGCGGCCUUGACCAACCUCCGAUUCCUCCACAGCCUGCGAUUUUCCGCGAGGUCAAGGGUGACUCGUUGAGGUGA